AUGGCGAGUGAGAGCAGCUCAGCGGUGCUGGAGCUGAACGACGCUGAUGCUGAAGACACGGAGGCCACCACCGUGACUGAUGAUGCUCAUGAGGGAGUACCAUUGAUUAUGGAACACGGAUAUGACAUCGCUGUUAAGGUGGACGCACCGAUGAAGCAGUUGUCGACGUUAGAGACGUUCGUGACGUAUAGAGUGCGCUGUGUGUGCGCUCGGUGGCCGACACCGCCUUAUGUACGGAGGCGAUACAAUCAUUUCAAGGUCCUCCACCGUCGGCUGAGUACGUCUCACCCCCUUCUCGCCCCCCCUCCGCUCCCCCCGCUACACUCUGCACGACAACAGCUCGACAGAUACUCGCCAUCAUUCGUCGCUCUACGGACCUGUGCUCUUAAUGCUUUCUUGGAACGAGUAGCGAAGCAUCCAAUUCUGACACACAGUGAAGAUUUCAGAAUAUUUCUGACUACACCCGAUGAUGAAUUGGAAAAGGUGUUUAAAAGCGAAAAUAGCGCGCUAAACUUGUGGGGGUUCAGCAGCGCCCUCUACGGCUCCGGUGAAACGAAAACUACGAAUGGACCACGAGUAAAAGACCCAGAGUUCACGUCAGCAGCGGACUACCUACAGUCUCUCCAACAGAAGCUGAGCACCCUCUGUUCCCUGACGACCAAGUUACACAAGAGCUCGCUCGCACUCAGCACUGAGUACACCGCAAUGAAACGCGCCUGCGACGCUUGGACAUCCCAAAGUUCGGGUCUAACGGCGCGGGGGACGGCGGGGUGCGCCGCGGGGGCGGCAAGGGCGGGAGGUGCGGGGGGCGGCCCGGGGGGACGACCCCCUCUACAGUCGAGGGCACUACUACCUUUACUAGCAGCAUACGCAGCCGCUCAUGUACAGAAGAUAUCGCAAAGGGAUCAGAUACAUGCUGCAUACGUUGCGGGGACCAAUACUACAGAUGAUCUGCAUAACAGGUUAGAACAAGCGUCCGAAGCUCUCCGAUCCGAACUAUCAGACUGGAUACCAAAAACUAGAUCAGAAAUCAAAGCCCUACUCUAG
Spodoptera littoralis (African cotton leafworm) is the source of this 1047-nucleotide messenger RNA. NCBI's taxonomy places the organism in Eukaryota, Metazoa, Arthropoda, Insecta, Lepidoptera, Noctuidae. The record is from the annotation of a GenBank genome assembly.